Aethina tumida (small hive beetle) is the source of this 1007-nucleotide messenger RNA. RefSeq lists its product as uncharacterized. The transcript has 4 exons. Bases 125 to 586 code for a protein of 153 amino acids. The record is from RefSeq and is a predicted model, not a curated record. NCBI's taxonomy places the organism in Eukaryota, Metazoa, Arthropoda, Insecta, Coleoptera, Nitidulidae.
CUGAUUAUUAAUAAUUGCUUUUGUUUAAACAUUAUCGAAGUGUUUUGGUAGGUUACGUUGCUCACAUUGACUGACGUAAGUUGGCAGAACUGUCGGUAUAAUUUUCAAAAACUUGGACGACGAAAUGGUUGAGUUGCGGUACGUGGAUUUGUUGCGAAUAGGAUGCAACAAAGAAGAAGCGGAGAUGACAUUAAGGGUGUACGACGAUUUGUGCAACGGCAAAAAGUAUUCAGAUAUAGCAAUUGAACACAAAACAGGGUUCGGCCCAUUUUUGUAUGGGGCAAAAACAGGGGCUGAUCUGGCUGAGUGUUUCGUCCCAUUGCUUACAGGGCAAAUUAAAUUCAGCCUUCAAACACAAGAAAUAUUAAAGGAACACGAAAAUUACGCCAGUGUUCAUAUGGUAAUUGUUGCACCAGAUAAGAUCUCCUAUCAUGAGAUUUCAUCCAAUUUGGUUGACUUGAAAAAGAGACAAGCGGAAGAUAUUGCGAAACAUAAACGCAAUUUGAUUUCUCUGGAACUAAAGAAGCAUGUAAAAUACCUGGAACAGUUGGAUAAAAUUAGGAAAUUGAAGAAAAUGUCUCAUUAGUUUUGCCAAUAGAUUAUAUGUGUAUACAUUGCAGUAUAUCAUUGACAAAAAUAAUUGUUUAUUAUUUAUACAUUUAAAUUUAAUUGAAUCUGGUAUAGUUACAUACUACUAGUUAUACAGUACACAAGUUCAAACAUGUUUGUAAAUAUGUAAUCUUUGUUGCAUAUUAUUGAACUGGGAAUAGAAGAUUUUACUAUAUCAAUUGGUUUGGUUAGAUGAAUAUUACAAUUAACUGUAAAUAUUCAGAGAGAGAAUACAAUCAGUUUUUGUUUUGUAACACUAGUGACACAAUGUACAAGUUCAAACACAAACUAUGUAAGUAGGUAAUCGGUGUUGCAUACUAUUGAAAUGGGGAUAUGUAAAAUACCUUCUUAUGAAAGUGAAAUCAUGUAUAUUUAUUAAUACAGACACACAUUAAAUA